GAUGCUGCGGGUGCUGACAGACGGGCGGGCCGGGCCGGGCCGGGCGGCGGUGGCGGCAGGUACCGGUAACAGGAGAGAAACUCCCCAGGACAGAGCUGUGGUGAAGCAGAGCCUGGCUGAGAGUGUUAGUGCAGGCUCCUGGUGGCCUUUUUGGCCGUUUCCACAAAACAAUCUGACAUAUGUCCUGACAUAUGCCAGUGCUCCUGGCUUGGAGAAGGAGUUCCUGCCUGUGUUAAAGGGGAGGGGAAGUAAAGUCCUCAUUCUAGACAUUGCAAAAUAAGCUGCAAUAUUUGGGGACCAUGGCUACAGACCCACUCUCAGAGCUUCAGGAUGACCUAAACCUGGAUGAUACUAACCAGUCCCUCAGCCAGCUCAAACUGGCCUCCAUAGAUGAUAAGAGCUGGCCAGCAGAUGAAGCUCCUGCUUUUCUCAAAUCAGAGGACUCCAAAGGCUCCCCUGAGCCUGUCACUCACUUGCAGUGGGAUGAUCCCUACUAUGAUAUUGCCAGGCACCACAUCGUGGAAGUAGCAGGGGAUGACAAAUAUGGAAGGAAAGUAAUUCUGUUCAGUGCCUGCCGGAUGCCCCCAAGUCAUCAGCUUGAUCAUGUGAAACUGCUGGGGUACCUUAAAUUCACACUGGACCAGUAUGUGGAGAGUGAUUACACACUGGUGUACCUGCACCAUGGCCUGACCAGUGAGAACAAACCAUCCCUGAGCUGGCUGCGGGAUGCCUACAGGGAGUUUGAUCGCAAGUACAAGAAGAACAUCAAAGCUUUGUAUAUUGUACACCCGACCAUGUUCAUCAAGACCCUGCUGAUUCUCUUCAAGCCUCUGAUCAGCUUUAAGUUUGGAAGAAAAAUUUUUUAUGUGAACUUCCUUAGUGAGCUGGAGGAGUACGUGAAGCUGGAACAGUUGGGGAUCCCAAGCCAAGUGCUGAAAUAUGAUGAAUAUCUGAGAUCCCUCCAGAAACCUUCACAAGUGCCCCAGAAGUCAACACCCCCACGCCCACCGCUGCCAAACCAACAGUUUGGAGUCUCUCUUCAGCAACUUAGGGAGAAGAGCCCGGAUCAAUCUCCUGUUCCUCUGGUGGUCAGAGACACCAUUGCUCAUCUGCAGGAACAUGCUCUUGCUACAGAGGGGAUUUUCCGGAGAUCAGCAAACACACAGGUUGUCAGGGAAGUCCAGCAAAAAUACAACAUGGGUGUGCCUGUAGAUUUCCAGCAGUAUGAUGAUGUCCAUCUCCCUGCUGUGAUUCUCAAGACCUUUUUCAGAGAGUUGCCUGAGCCUCUCCUCACGUUUGAUCUCUACAGCCACGUUGUCAACUUCCAGAGUGUGGAGGAGGUGAAUCGUGUGGAUGUUGUUCGCAAAACACUCCAGACUCUGCCAGAAGAAAACUACCAAGUGCUCCAUUUACUGACAGCCUUCCUGGUGCAGGUCUCUGCUCACAGUGACAAAAACAAGAUGACAAACACCAACCUGGCAGUUGUGUUUGGCCCAAAUCUGCUGUGGGCCAAAGACGUAGCCAUCACCCUUAAAGCCAUCAACCCCAUCAAUACCUUUACCAAGUUCCUGCUCGACCACCAGAAGGAGCUCUUUGAGGAUGUGGAGGCCUGAACCCAGGUCAGCUCACACCAGCACACUGUGCCCACCUUCCCAUCUUCUUUCCCACCUUGUCUUGGAGCUGUGAGCAAGCUGUCUCCAGUGCAAAGGGACCAUUGAUCCUCUGGGUGAUGAGCAGAGUGAGGGCUGUGGAGAUAGUGGAGAAGGUGUGUAAAUUAAUGAGCAGGAGACCUGCUGCUCUGGAUGGGAAGGGGACCUGUUCUCCCAGCUGCUGGGAGUGGAGCCCUAACCUACCUGCCAGUCUGUGCAGCUCCUCCAGGGCUCAUCAUCACCCUGCCACUCUUAUCAGAUGGCCUGACUUCCUUUCUUCCUUUCCUCCACGUGCAGUUUUUCUGCCCUCCUGGUCCCUUCCUCAGCAAUGAUCUUUUUUGUUUAAGCUCCCAACAGCCCCAGCUCAACCCUCCCCUCCCAUCCCUUGCUUCAGCUGGGCUGUCUGGGCUAGGGCAGGUUUGCUGGGUUUUGUGGCAGGGGUGUUCUUGCUGCAAGUGCCAUCUCUCUGCACUGAAUGUGCAUCCUGCCUUUCCCCAGUGGCACCUGAAGCAGCAGGGAAGGGAGCCAGGCAGCCCUUGUGCUUCAGGGAGCAGCCUGUCCUGCACUUGCAAACACCAAAAUGCCACUCCAGACACCAUGCUUGUGGCAGGCAAGUGAAGGACAGGCUCACAGCACAUGGGUUCUGUCUCCUGUCAGACUCCAAUACAAGGAAGCUGAACUCAGCCCAACCCUGUGGGGUCACCCACUUGAGAUACAAUUCAGUGUUUCCUGAGGUGCAGUGGGUGAGGUGCCUCCUGCAGUUACCCAGGUUCAGGCAUGUUUGUCAUUCCAGCAGCAUUUCCAAGACCUGGAUGUGGGUGGGGGGCUGGCUGGGGUCCCUUGAAGCUGGUGAACCUGAUUAUGCAGGGAGCACUGAAGAUCUCUGCCUUUACUUGUGACAGCAGCACCAAACCUCCUCCUCUUUGUCAGGCACAUGUAUCUGUGCUGGCUGGCACAGACCACCUUGGGUAAUUGUCUUUCUGAGCAGAACUUUCUCCAGCACAAUAUGACAGAGAACAUGGCCUUGAGGGAAGGUCUAGGCACUCGGGCUAACCCUCACCCUGGGGUGCACCAGGCCUGGACCAUAAAUUUCUGCCCAGGUGCUGAGAACUCGCGUGCCAAAGCUGUGAAGGAACAGCCACUCCAUCAUGCCAAGGGCCCUUGCCCUGUCUCCUCAGUUCUUACCUUAAUUCUGUUCUGCCAUGAAAGCCUGGUCAGGUGCAUCCUUUGUGCUGUAGGCACAGCUGGAGAGAUGGGAUUCUCUGCAACGCAGGCUCAGAGUGGGGUGGGUCUGGCACCUUCCCAAAGCAGCUGCUAUGCUGUUAGGGCAUUACUGUUAGGUUUGGGCUUCAGCAUUCCCCUUACCUGAGCUGAAACAGGUCCCUCUCCUGGCCUGGGCCCAGCAGGGUGUUAGGAGAGACCUUGUAGCCUUAUUUCACUGCUGUGUUAUAUCUUUGCUGUACCCUGCAUGCCUGGGCCAGUCCUCCUUGCUGCAUCUGGCCACAAGGACAAAUCUUUUGGACCAAGCAGAACUAAUCUUUAGGAAGCUACUGGAUGCUAAAUAUAACUUUUUUCUUUCCACAUUUAUUUUAGCCUGCCUUUAAGCACUGACCAAAGGUCUGUGCCUUAGUUGUGAUCAAAAUGUGUGACCUCUGCUGCAGCUAUUAAGGAAAUUGCUCAUUUUGCCAAGCUGUAGAAUGGGGAUGGGUGUGGAGGUGGGCAGCUCUGUGGGGCUGUACAGCUCCAGCCAGAUGGCACAGAGGAGGCAUCACCAACACAUGGGUUGAACAGCCAGCAGCAACCUGAGCAUUACUAAGGCUGGAGCUUGAGGUGGUGUAGGAAAGGGCUUGUUCUGACCCCCACUAGAUACUGGGGGACUUUGGCCUAUGGAGGAUACAGUGCUCCUUAAUCUCCUUCUUCCAAGAGCAGGGAGUCUUCCCUGUUUGGCCAGGGUAAUUCACAGCAGCAGACAAAUGUUUUGGAUGUAGAGAUACUUGGCUUGUAAUUCACCUGUGAUCUCUGAUAAAGUUAGCAGGGCUGGUGUGCUGUGGAGGAGUCACUCUCCUGGCAUGGACAGUGGAGAGAGAGGUGUAUUUGCCCCAUUGUUUGUGGGAAGAGCCCAGGCUUUCUGGACAGCCUGGGAGCAUCAGUGCAGCCCCUCUUUUCCUGGGACACCCUGCUCUAUAUAGGACUCAGUGUGGGAGGAGACUCCAUGGUCUGGCUGUAUCUGCAGCCUUGCUUAUAUCACUUAUAUACUGCCCCUAGGGCAAUAGCAAAUCCAGCUCCCUUUUCCUGGGACAAACAAGGUUAAGGUCUGCAGCUUGGAUGGCUAAAGAGGUGUCUGAGCUGCCUGUGUGCUGGGGCAUGAGGCUCCAGGGGGUCCCUGGGGAAGUCCAGCCCUGCAUGGACCUUCUGCAAGGAAAAUUCCCUGCCCAGUUGCUAGAGGAACAGCAUUGGAGUGGUUUAGCUCCUCUCCAGGGGUGGAGCAGGGAUUGCUGCAAGUGCCUGGUCUGGCUGGAGAGUCUGGUGGGUGGGUGCUUCUUUUUUUUUCCUCCUCUUUGUCUUUUUUUUUCUUUUUCUUUUUUUUUAGUGAAUUCUUGAAAAUUGUUUCCUUUUUUAGCAAAAUGGAGCCUGGUGCAUCCCCUGCAGGCAGGGAUAAAAGCCUGCUCCAGUUAGUGCCUGCGGGGAGCAGAUUUGGAGGGUGUUCAGGAAGCUGCUACUGCUCAUGGUGGGAAAGUGCUUGCAAAUCCUGGAAGGGACCCAGUGUAAAUAUCCCCUUUCCUCUGCUGCUCCUCAUGCCGAGCUGCCAGGGGCCCUGGAGCUGCACAGGGCUUCUUCUGCAGUCUGCUCUCCUGGAUGCCUUGUGUUCCCUGUAUAUCCCUCCUGUGACCUGGGCAAGGAACUGGCCUGGGCCUGCCUGUAAGUGGCCACCAGAACCUGCAUCUGCCAAGCCCAGGGGGUUCAGUCCCCUCCUUGCCUGCUCAGCUUCCUUACAGGGCCAGGCUGGGCUGGCUUUCUCCUCCCAGGUGUCUAAUGAGGGGGCUUGGUCUUUGUCCUUUGUUUUCUCCUUGCUGUAGAGCUGCCUAAGGGUCUCCUUCCUGGCUUAUCUUUCAGGUUAGCUAUUUAGCCAUUAUUUCUCUCUCUGGGGGUACUUGUUCUACACUUCAACCCUCUGUUUUUUAGAACCUAGACCAUUCCCCACUAAGCCUCCUGCUGUCUUAAUGGCCUCUGAUCACUCCCUGGCCAAGCUGGGUAUUGACACGGAGCUUUUGGGUGGUGCAGGGGGGCUGGGACAUCUCGGAUGCCUUGUGGCAAUGUUUGCUAAUUUGAGAGAGAGCCGAGGGUUUGUUUGGUUCCUGUUUCCUCCUAAACGCACGGGAGCUCCUGUGCAAAAAUUUUGGGCUUUCCUUUUGUUGCUGGUGUUCCCUGCCUUUCUUUAUGUGUUGUUGCUGAUUUAGGUGCAGGGCUGGGGUUUUCACGGUUCACUCUGCUUAUUCCCUUCUAAUCUGCACCAAUCUUGUAUUUCACAGUUUGCACUUUUUGUAUUUCAAUAAAAAUCAAAAUGUAA
Molecule: messenger RNA, 5217 nt
Organism: Calypte anna (Anna's hummingbird)
Lineage: Eukaryota; Metazoa; Chordata; Aves; Apodiformes; Trochilidae
Gene: ARHGAP1
Product: Rho GTPase activating protein 1
Exons: 14
Coding region: 300-1613 (437 amino acids)
Biological process (GO): small GTPase-mediated signal transduction; negative regulation of endocytic recycling
Cellular component (GO): cytoplasm
Molecular function (GO): GTPase activator activity
Source: RefSeq, a predicted model, not a curated record